GCUGUAUGACUCGUCCGCACAAAUCGUGACAAUUUAUAACUAAUCCUUCUUUUAAUCAACUUACCUAAGAUCAUCAUCUUCAUCUUUUUCAUCUUUUCCCUUGCAAGAUUCAAUCUUUGAUCCAGAGACGCCGACGACCCACGACCCACGUCGCCGCACCAACAAUUUCAGGCUCAUCUCCAUCAAUUCCACCAACAAACGGUAUUAUUAUCAUCCUUUCAAGCUUCUUCAGGGCCAAAAUUCUGUCUCCUUGGAGAUCGAAUCACAUUGCUUAUCUCACCGAUCAGCCGUCACUUUAACUGUCCUGUAGGUAGACAUUUUGAAGCAUGGAUCUUCCAGAUACAGAUGAGGUCAAACCUGAGAAACUUGAAGAAGUGAAAGAAGUGGUCCUUUUGUUCAAUUGCGAUCUUUAUGAUUCUGAAAUUAUUCACAAAAUAGCACUUUCACUUUUGCCUGGAUUAGGUGCUGCAUGUAUAGAUAACACCACGGGAGGGCUAUUCAGGAGUCCGGCUUCGGUCGCUCUAGAAAUGAGAAGAGCAAUGGUGGAAUAUCUAACUAAUAGAAGCGAAACAUUUGUUGCCGAAUCUAUAAUCUUAGAAGACAGUCCAGAAGCAUCGGACCAUCCAUACGACAUUAUCGCAGACUUCAUUGAAGAUUUCGCUACUUCGAAAAGGAACAUCUUUAGCAGAGUCUCGGGAUGGAUACUAAGUGAAAGGAGAGAAGACAAAAUAGAUGAUUUUGUACAGGACAUGGAAAUGGAUGGGUUUUGGAUUUUGGAGAGAAAAGAAUCUAUAGCUAAAACUUUGCUGAAAAAUGUGGAUACAAAGAACUUGUUUCACUGCAGCAUGAAAUUCAACUCUGAGGAAGAACUGGCCGAGCAUUCUCUAACCUGCAGCUUCAGAACUAUGGACUGUAUGCAUGAAGGAUGUGAUGCCAGAUUUUCGGCAGCUCAUCUGGAGAACCAUGAAUCCAUUUGUCCGUUUAAGAUAAUCUCAUGUGAGCAGAAGUGCCCGGCUAACAUCAUGAGGCGCCAGAUGGACAGACAUUGCAUAACUGUUUGUCCCAUGAAGAUUAUCAAUUGCACAUUCUAUUCUGCUGGCUGUCAAUCUACCUUUCCUCAAAGUGAAAUUGAGCAUCAUCGCGUUCAAUCUCUUCUUUAUCACAUUGUGCUCGUUCUUCGUGUCAUUCACAAGGAUGCAGCCGAUGAGGAUCUUGAUGAACGAUCAAAAAAAGUAGAAGAGCUGGCUUCACCUGGAAGAUUAGCAUCAGCUCGGGAUGUCAGAUCUUUAACAAUGGCAGUAAAAGAUAUUGAGAGCAAGCUCGGGCCACUACAAGUCAGACCUAAGGAUACACAACAAGAACCACCAAGAAAGGAUGAGGGUACAGAAUCAACAAAGGAAACUGAUUUACCCAUCAUUGAGAAAGAGUCCAGCAAAGAACCAAGUGGCUCACCCUCCAUUAAGGGAAUUCUCAAGACCACUGAUAAUACCACAAAAGUUGAAGUUGCAGAGUCAACUAAGGAGUCUAAUUCACCAACCAUUAGCAAAGACUCCAGUGAAAACCAAGAACCAAGUGGUUCAUCGAGAAUUCUCCAGGUAACUGAUGAUACCACAAAAGUUGAAGUUCCAAAGUCAACUAAGGAGUCCAAUUCACCCACCAUUAAGAAAGAGUCCGGUGAAAACCAAGAACCAAGAAUUCUCCAGUUAACAGAUGAUACCAUAAAAGUUGAAGUUCCAGAGUCAACUAAGAAGUCCAAUUCACCCACCAUUACGAAAGAGUACAGUGAAAACCAAGAACCAAGAAUUCUCCAGGUAACAGAUGAUACCACAAAAGUUGAAGUUCCAGAGUCAAUUAAGGAGUCCAAUUCACCCACCAUUAAGAAAGAGUACAGUGAAAACCAAGAACCAAGAAUACUCCAGGUAACAGAUGAUACCACAAAAGUUGAAGUUCCAAAGUCAACUAAGGAGUCCAAUUCACCCACCAUGAAGAAAGAGUACAGUGAAAACCAAGAACCAAGUGGUUCACCCUCCGUUAAGGGAAUUCUCCAGGUAACUGAUAAUACCACAGGAGUUGAAGUUGCAGAGUCAAUUAAGGAGUCUAAUUCAUAUAUGCACAACUAAAUCUGCCGAAGUAUUUUGAUUUGAUUCACAUUGAUGUCUGGAACCAUAGCAUGAAUCAUCUAUCACUCUUACUCCUUAUAUGCUCACCAUUGUGGUGGAUAAUUUGGUUUGGGCAGGUGUUUUAAAUUUGAACAAUCAAAUGUCAUUUUGCGCUACUUCAACCUAGAUUAUCCUCGCAUGUUAAUCAUUUGUCUUUGGAUCUUGAUUCUUAUACAAUUUUUUUGUUUG
Messenger RNA from Impatiens glandulifera, 2348 nucleotides. RefSeq lists its product as uncharacterized. NCBI's taxonomy places the organism in Eukaryota, Viridiplantae, Streptophyta, Magnoliopsida, Ericales, Balsaminaceae. The coding region runs from base 327 to 2120 and encodes 597 amino acids. The record is from RefSeq and is a predicted model, not a curated record. The transcript is spliced from 3 exons. Gene Ontology annotation, molecular function: zinc ion binding.